UCCUCAGAACAAAAUUUGGAAACUAUGGGCACAUUUAAAGGACGUAUUCCUCAGGUAAUGAGCUUCUAAAUGAAGGGACUGGUUUUGUCUGUUUGUAGUUGAGGUUACACAGUGAAGUUACGCGGGCCAUCAGUCAUGACAUGGAUGUGGCUAACGUAUCUGUACUUUUUAUACUUCAGCCACAAAAGUCUUGGGAUGAUUACAUACAACAGAACAGCAGGACAGCUGGAAAAUCACACCAUUUCUCCAAAUCUUACCGUUAACAACUCAGAAGAAAAUAGUCAAGAGGCACAGCAAAGGAACCUGACAGCUUCGAGAGAUGAACUUCAAACAACAAAAUCAACAGCUUCAGUGGCAAGAAUUCUAUAUGUAACAAACAAUACAGCUGGUUUUUCAAAGAACAACCAGAUUGCAGGGAGAAGAAACUCCUCCACUCCAGUGAUACAAAGCCAAAGGAUUCGGAGUGGAUUUGGACUGAAUGAGAAAGCACAUAAACCACCAGGACUAACAUUCAGCAGCAGAAGUGCCACCAAACCUAGUUUUGAGACUUCCAGGGGCAAAAGCUGGUGUGCGUACGUGCACACUCGCCUCACGCCAACAGUAGUGAUGGACUCAGCUUCCUCCUACGUGCCCAUCGUCACCGAUCCGUGCUACUGGAGCCGAGAAGGGUGUCAGAGAAGGUACCAGAUGAUGAGCAGUCCGACUUACAAAAUUAAACACAAGAUUAUGACCUCGCUGGAGUGGCGGUGCUGUCCAGGAUACGUGGGCCCCCAGUGCCAGCCGAAAGACUCCUCCCCUCAGAUCCAGCAGCCAGCCCGCAGAGCUGAAGUCCAUUCAGACAGCAGAACCUCAGAGGUACCAGCACCAGAGGGAUCGGAACAGGCCACUGAGCCCGCCAUAAAGCCAAAAAUGGACAAUGAAGUCAUGAAUCAGGCAAGCAAACUCACCUCUUUGUUGAACAAGGUGAAUGACAUAAGCACAGACAUGGACAACAUGAAGAAGGUGCUCUCCUCCUUAGAGGAGAAACUGAACGAGGAGAAGGGAGAUGAUCUUCCAUCUAUCCUGAGAGCUCUGAAGACCAAAGCAAUCCAAGAAUUUUUCAGAGACAUUGUCCAAAAAGAAAUCAAACCAUUUCAGAGUAUGAUACAAGAAAGCAUUUCUAACAUUAUCAAAAACCAGUUGAGCGUAUCAGAGGACAUUGAGGCCACAAAAGUCAGUCUGAAGCAGUUCAAUAAGACAGUGAUCACUUUGGCAGCAUCUCAAAGCCCAAUGAAGGCAAGUAACACACACAUGGGGAAUGAUAUCCAAAAUCUGAAGGAUCAAGUAUCUUCUUUACAAGAAGAUAUUUCUGUCAUUCAGACCAAUAUAACAACUGAACUGAAAGAUGAAUAUAGUUUCCAGAAGGAUAACGUUGCCCUUGAAGGAGAGCCUGUUUAUGGAUCCGCCAUCCCUGACCGCAAAGGAAAUGAGAACUCUACCCUCUCAGAGCAGGUGUCUCUCCUGGGUGAUGCAGUCAGGAAGCAAGCCCUGCUCACUCUGCAGCUGCAGCAGGACCUGCAUGAGCAGGGGCUGGCUGUAUGGAACCUCUCUAACGCCGCUGGUCUGCAGAGUCGCCCGGUGGGAGAAACGUCUGAUACUCUGGUUGAGCGGUGCAAGCAGGACCUCCGGCAGCAGAUGCAGGAGAUCAAGGACAGCAUCAGGACGGUGAACCAGACGCUGUGUGAUAAAGUCAAUCCCAUGGACGACAUGAUGAACGCCAUCGAGGAGAAGAUCAGCCAUGUAUCCUAUGACCUGGAGGAGCUCAGGCCAAUUAAAGACAAUAAUGGCUUUGCUGGUGUAUUUAAUGAGGAGAAACAAACAGCUGAGCUUUCUGCUAUGAAGGGCCAGCUUGAAAGUCUUGCUACUACCAUCAACAUUCUGAAUAUAAGCAUUACUGGCCUUGAGAAGGCUCAGGAGGAACUGAGCAACCAGACGAAGGCAAAAGAAGAUGAGGUGGAUAAGAAGUUGAGAGGAUGUCAGGAUGGGAUUGAGGAUGCCCUCAAUGACACUAUGACCAUCAUCAACAAAGCAAUAGACGCUGUUAAAGACAACCACUACAUUUUGGAAAAUAACCUUGAUAACACAAACCGACAGCUCAAUGAGAUAUAUGAUGAUGUCACUAAAAAAAUAAAUAAUUCCAAUCUCAUACCUUACAUUGACUUUCUGAAUUCUACUGUCCUUAUCCUGCAACAAAAAAUGGAGAGAUUUGAUGAUUUAAGUUUGUUUGACAGACUUUCAGACUCUAUGAAUCAGACUAAUGAAAUGAACAAGCCUGAAAAUCUCACCCACCUUUCCCAGCAGCUGACAGAAGCACUUUCCAAACUUGAAGACCACCAGACAACCAUUGAACAUUUGCAGGGGUCACACGCAAAUUAUUCCAGCAAUUUUAGAGAGCAUAGAAUGCACCUCCAACGCAUGGAGUCCAGAAUAAAUUCUCUGAACUACAAUUCCACCCCUACAAUUAAACCAAAGAAGAAGUUACCAGCUGAAAUGGGGCUAGCCUGGAAAUACAAGUAUCUAAACAAUAGAGUAGAAGACCUCGCCAUUAUAAUGUUCAACCUGACUACAGAAGUUUUAUGGUUGAAAGAAAGCGACCAGAAUGUGAGGAACUUGUACCAAAAUGUGUCAAUAUUACUGGAUCGACAAGCUCACAUUCCUCAGAUUUUUGAAGAACACAUUAACUUCACCCACCUCCAAAAGGGACUGAAUGAACUCUUAAAACAGGAAGGCCAGGAUUUGUGUGAAUCAGUGCCGAUGAAUCCCACAGCAUACUUAAACUGUGUUCUGGCCAGCAUGUUCAAAGACAUCUCUGUGCUUCAAAGGCAUGCCGAGGAUCUGGACGAAAGACUUGAGGCCACAGCCACACUGAAUGCCUCCUCAGCCGUAUCUGGGAGGAGUCAGAGGAACACUGAUAAUAUUGUUAACCAAGUGGAAUCUCAGGGCUGUGCUCAUUACCCCUGCCAGAAUGGCGGCACCUGCAUCGAUGCACAGCACGGCUACGUGUGUGCCUGUCGCUCUCCGUUUGGAGGCACUAACUGCACCGUAAAGCUGUCUGACAGCGCUGCUUCCCCCGAUUUUUCCAAAGGCUCCUACCGGUAUGCUCCCAUGGUUACCUUUUUCGUGGCACACACUUAUACCAUGAGUGCUCCUGGGCCAAUUCGCUUCAACAACCUGUAUGUGAACUACGGGGUGUCUUAUGCUCCGGGGACUGGAAAGUUCUCCAUACCCUACCUGGGAGUUUACGUGUUCAAGUACACCAUUGAGUACACCAGCUCCGCUGUCUCUGGGUACCUGGUGGUAGAUGAUGUCGACAAGCUAGCCUUCCGGUCUCAAGACUCCAGGGGCCAGGACAGUGGCAGCAGGGUCAUCACGGGAGAUGCUGUACUGGAGCUUAAUUUUGGACAGCAGGUUUGGUUAAGACUGGACACCGGAUCCAUUCCUGCCAGAUACCCCCCCGUCACAACGUUUGGAGGCUACCUUCUCUAUCGCACCUAGUGCUGCCCUCAUUCUAACCACACACUACUUUAGAUCCAGAAAUAUGUUUCAGUUAUUUAAGUUUUGAAACAGUUGCUUUUUAAUUUUUUUGUAUUGAAUGUUGUGUGUAAUGCACAGAAUCAAUAUAGGACACAUUACUCUAAUGUGCAGUGCACACUUUAGUGGCAUAAAAAUUGGUAAGUUGAAUUUUAAGAUGUUUCUGCAAGUUAAAUGGGAAUGCUAAUAAACAUAGCCACAAAAAGAAA
This is a messenger RNA of Anguilla rostrata (American eel), 3779 nucleotides long. RefSeq names its product multimerin-1-like. Gene Ontology annotation, molecular function: protein binding; calcium ion binding. NCBI's taxonomy places the organism in Eukaryota, Metazoa, Chordata, Actinopteri, Anguilliformes, Anguillidae. The transcript has 8 exons. The coding region runs from base 136 to 3534 and encodes 1132 amino acids. The record is from RefSeq and is a predicted model, not a curated record.